Coregonus sp. 'balchen' is the source of this 17986-nucleotide messenger RNA. The record is from the annotation of a GenBank genome assembly. NCBI's taxonomy places the organism in Eukaryota, Metazoa, Chordata, Actinopteri, Salmoniformes, Salmonidae.
AUGGACCCCCCAAGGGUCAUCAAGACCCAUCUACCUUUCCAGUUGGUGCCCGAAGGGUUCUGGAAAAACAAAUGCAAGGUAAGAUGGAGUACGACCCCUAAUUCCCUUUUCAUACUACUAAGCUGAGCUGUACUGUGCUGGGCUAGUUAUGCAUCCACCGUGCUGGAAAGGACGAUGUGGAGGGAAAAUAUCAGAGCUAGCACAGUACAGUUCUGGUCAGCAUUUUAGUGUGAAAUGGUACUAGAUUCAGAUUUUUUUUUCAUGAGUUUGGAAAUGGUUUAGAAUUAAGUAUAUAUUUUCAGUUAACUUUAUCUGAAAAAUGAUCAAUAGAACAGUAAAUUACAAACAAAAUGCUACACCUUCCCCCCACCAUCUUCUUCCAGGCUAUCUAUGUAGCGAGGAAUGCUAAGGACAACCUGGUCAGCUACUACCACUUUGACCGCAUGAAUCUAACCCAGCCUGAGCCUGGACCGUGGGACGGAUACAUCCACAAGUUCAUGAAUGGAGAACGUAAGUAAUAUAAUGUAACUAGCAUUUUAAUAAAUAACUAGCAUUUUCAUAAUGACUAAUACCAAUGUGGUCCUGAGUAGCUCAGUUGGUAGAGCAUGGCGCUUUCAAUGCCAGGAUCGCUUUGGAUAAAUGUGUCUGCUAAAUGGCAUAUGAUGAUUACUAUGUUGUUAUUCUUGGAUGAUGGCCAGGUCGCUAUGUGCUCAAUAGCUUGAUGAAUUGAUUUAGAUAUACUACUGCAGGGUACUUUGAUGCAGAUAUGUUCAAGUUUAUUGUCACAUGCACAAGUACAGUGCAAUGCUUGAUUUGCAAGCUCUAACCAACAGUGCAGUAAUUAAUAUCUAAAAUAGUAUAACUAAUAAAAAAGGAAAAAUAAAUAUAAUAAAGAAAACAUAAGAAUUAAGAGAGGAAGCUAUUGUAUAUACAGGAUCAGUGCCAAUACCAAAUGUAUAAUGUGCAGAGAUACUGGAGUAAUUUGAGGUAGAUACACUACAAAAGUAUCUGAACACCCCUUCAAAUUAGUGGAUUCAGCUAUUUCGGUCACACACGUUGCUGACAGGUGUAUAAAAUGAGCACACAGCCAUGCAAUCUCCAUAGACAAACAUUGGUAGUAGAAUUGCCCGUACUGAAGAGCAUUCAAUGUCGCACCGUCAUAGGAUGCUACCUUUCCAACAAUUGAGUUGGGCAAAUGUCUGCCCUGUUAGAGCUGCCCUGCUCAACUGUAAGUGCUGUUUUUGUGAAGUGGAAAUGUCUAGGAGCAACAAUGUCUCAGCCGCGAAGUGGUAGGCCACACAAGCUCACAGAACGGGACCGCUUAGUGCUGAAGAGCGUAGCUCGUAAAAAUCGUCUGUCCUUGGUUGCAACACUCACUAUCGAGUUCCAAACUGCCUCUGGAAGCAACGUCAGCACAAAAACUGUUCGUCGGGAGCUUCAUGAAAUGGGUUUCCAUGGCUGAGCUGCUGCACACAAGCCUAAGAUCACCAAGCGCAAUGCCAAGCAUCAGCUGGAGUGGUGUAAAGCUUGCCGCCAUUGGACUCUGGAGCAGUGGAAAUGCGUUCUCUUGAGGGAUGAAUCAAGCUUCACCAUCUGGCAGUCCGACGGACAAAUCUGGGUUUGGCGGAUGCCAGGAGAAUGAUACCUGACCCAAUGCAUCAUGCCAACUGUGAAGUUUGAUGGAGGAGGAAUAAUUGUCUGGGGCUGUUUUUCAUGGUUCGGGCUAGGCCCCUUAGUUCCAGUGAAGGGAAAUCUUAACGCUAAAGCAUACAAUGACAUUCUAGACAAUUCUGUGCUUCCAACAUUGUGGCAACAGUUUGGGGAUGGCCCUUUCCAUGUUUCAGCAUGACAAUGCCCCCGUGCACAAAGUGAGGUCCAUACAGAAAUGGUUUGUCGAGAUUGGUGUGGAAGAACUUGACUGACCUGCACAGAGCCCUGACCUCAACCCCAUCGAACGCCUUUCGGAUGAAUUGGAACACUGACUGCGAGCCAGGGCUAAUCGCCCAACAUCAGUGCCCGACCCCACUAAUGCUCUUGUGGCUGAAUGGAAGCAAGUCCCCACAGCAAUUUUCCAACAUCUAGUGGAAAGCCUUCCUAGAAGAGUGGAGGCUGUUAUAGCAGCAAAGGGGUGACCAACUCCAUAUUAAUGCCCAUGAUUUUGGAAUGAGAUGUUCGACGAGCCAUGUAGUGUAUGUACAUGUAGGCGGGGGAUUAGGAGAAAGUGACUGGUAGCGGGAUUAAUCAUAGUAAACAGCAUGGCAGCAGCACACAAUACCCCAUAAUGUCAAAGCAAAGACAGGUUUUUCGAUUUGUUUUGCCUCGAUCCUGACUAGUCUCCUAGUGCCUGCCACUGAAAAACAUCCCCUCAGCAUGAUGCUGCCACCACCAUGCUUCACUAUAGGGAUGGUACCAGGUCUCCUCAAGACGUGACGCUUGGCAUUUAGGCCAAAGAGUUCAAUCUUGGUUUCAUCAGACCAGAGAAUCUUGUUUCUCAUGGACUGAUAUUCUUUAGGUGCCUUUUGGCAAACUCCAAGCGGGCUGUCGUGCCUUUUACUGAGGAGUGGCUUCCGUCUGGACACUACCAUAAAGGCCUGAUUGGUGGAGUGCUGCAGAGAUGGUUGUCCUUCUGGAAGGUUUUCCCAUCUCCACAGAGGAACUCUAGAGCUCUGUCAGAGUGACCAUCGGGUUCUUGGUCACCUCCCUUACCAAGGCCCUUCUCCCCCGAUUGCUCAGUUUGGCCGGGCGGCCAGCUCUAGGAAGAGUCUUGGUGGUUCCAAACUUCUUCCAUUUAAGAGGCCACUGUGUUCUUGGGGACCUUCAAUGCUGCAGAAUUUUUUUGGUACCCUUCCCCAGAUCUGUGCCUCAACACAAUCCUGUCACGGAGCUCUACCGACAAUUCCUUUGACUUCAUUGCUUGGUUUUUGCUUUGACAUGCACUGUCAACUGUGGGACCUUAUAUAGACAGGUGUGUGCCUUUCCAAAUCAUGUCCAAUCAAUUGAAUUUACCACAGGUGGACGCCAAUCAAGUUGUAAAAAUAUCUCAACGAUGAUCAAUGGAAACAGGAUGCACCUGAGCUCAAUUUGGAGUCUCAUAGCAAAGGGUCUGAAUACUUAAGUAAUUAAUGUAUUUCUGUUUUUUAUUUGUAAUACAUUUGCAAAAAUGUAUAAAAACCUAUUUUCACUUUGUCAUUAUGGGGUAUUGUGUGUAUUGCUGAGGAUAAUAAGGCUGUAACGUAACACAAAUAUGGAAAUAGUCAAGGGGUCUGAAUACUUUCCGAAGGCACUGUGAGUGUGUGUGUGUGUGUGUGUGUGUGUGUGUGUGUGUGUGUGUGCAAGAGUGUCAGUGUAGGCAUGAUAGGUGGACAUACAUGUAAACAGAGCUGAAAGGUGACUGAUAGCAGGAAUAUAUAAAUACUUAUGGUAAUAUACUAGUGGUAAUAUAUACACUGAGUGUACUAAACAUUAGGAAUGCCUUCUGCCCCCCCUUUGCCCUCAGCUUCAAUUUGUCAGGGCAUGGACUUUACAAGGUGUCAAAAGCGUUUCACAGGGAUGCUGGCCCAUGUUGAUUCCAAUGCUUCCCACAGUUGUGUCAAGUUGGCUGGAUGUCCUUUGGAUCGUGGACCAUUUUUGAUACACACAGGAAACUGUUGAGCUUGAAAAACCCAACCGCGUUGCAUACUACCAUAUGCCAUUCAAAGGCACUUAAAUAUUUUGUCUUACCCAUUCACCCCUAUGAAUGGCACACAUACACAAUCCAUGUCUCAAUUGUCUCAAGGCUGUGUAUGGUCUUGCUGACGUUGAGGGAGAGGCUGUUGUCCUGGCACCACACUGCCAGGUUUCUGACCUCAUCCCUGUAGGCUUUCAAAUCGCCAUUGGUGAUCAGGCUGACCACUGUCGUCUCGUCAGCAAACUUGAUGAUGGAGUUGGAGUCAUGUGUGGCCACACAGUCGUGGGUGAACAGGGAGUACAGGAGGGGGCUAAGCACACACCCCUGGGGUGCCCCCAUGUUCAGCGUGGCAGAGGUGUUGUUGCUUCCUCUUACCAUCUGGGGUCGGUCCGUCAGGAAGUCCACUAUGGUGUUGUAUGAUGUGCUGCAUCCUCACAUAGAUAUUCCUCUUUUCUAAGUAGGAGAGGGCAGAGUGGAGUACAAUUGAGAUUGGAUCGUCAGUGGAUCUGUUGGGGCGGUAUGCAAAUUGGAGUGGGUCCAGGGUGUCUGGGAUGGUGGAGUUGAUGUGUACCUUGACCAGCCUUUCAAAGCACUUGAUUAUUACAGAUGUGAGUGCUUGCUACAGGGCAGUAGUCAUUGUGGCAGGAUGCCUAAGCAUUUUUGGGAACAGGAAUGAUGGUAGACGGCUUGAAACAUGGGGAUUACAGACUGGGACAAGGAGAGUUUUAAAAUGUCAGUGAAGACGCAUGCCAGCUGGUCUGUGCAUGCCCUGAGGACACGCCAUGGAAUACCAUCUGGGCCAGCGGCCUUACGAGUGAUGACCUUUUUAAAAACCUUACUCAAAUCAGCCUCGUAGAGAGAGAUCACCCAGUCCUCCGGAUUAGCGGGGGCCCUCAUGCAGGGCUCUGUGUUGUUUUUGUUGAAGCGUGCAUAAAAUGCAUUGUGUCUGGUAGAGAGGCAUCGUUGGGCAGAUCACGGCUUCCUUUGUAGUCCCUAAUGUACUGGAGCCACUGCCACAUGCUUCUGGUGUCAGAGCCGGUAUAAUAGGAUUCCGCCUUGUUCCGACAUUGUCCUUUUCCCGGUUUGAUGGCUCUGCGGAGGUCGAAGCGCGUUGUUGUACUCAGCCGUAGUCCAAUGCACAAGUGAAGUGGUUGAAAUACCAUUUAAUAUCUGGAUGAAAUGGCAUAAGGAUAAAGGCUGUAGGUUGUGAUAUGGCUUCUUAGGGCAUUAUUCCGACUUGAACUUGGAUAAUAUGCUAGGCUAUAAGGCAGUAGUUCCCAAGGGGGAAAUGUUUUAGGUGUGAAAUUGGGGUCCCUGCUGAAAAAGCUUGGGAACCAUUACACCAAUUUGAUGCCCAGCCAUAAUGGGCUUAUAAGACACUACAGUGAGGGAAAAAGGUAUUUGAUCCCCUGCUGAUUUUGUACGUUUGCCCACUGACAAAGAAAUUAUCAGUCUAUAAUUUUAAUGGUAGGUUUAUUUGAACAGUGAGAGACAGAAUAACAAAAAAAAAAUUGAUUUGCAUUUUAAUGAGGGAAAUAAGUAUCAGAAAGAUCAGAAAGAUUUCUGGCUCCCAGGUGUCUUUUAUACAGGUAACGAGCUGAGAUUAGGAGCACACUUUUAAAGGGAGUGCUCCUAAUCUCAGCUUGUUACCUGUAUAAAAGAUACCUGUCCACAGAAGCAAUCAAUCAGAUUCCAAACUCUCCACCAUGGCCAAGACCAAAGAGCUCUCCAAGGAUGUCAGGGACAAGAUUGUAGACCUACACAAGGCUGGAAUGGGCUACAAGACCAUCGCCAAGCAGCUUGGUGAGAAGGUGACAACAGUUGGUGCGAUUAUUCGCAAAUGGAAGAAACACAAAAUAACUGCCAAUCUCCCUCGGCCUGGGGCUCCGUGCAAGAUCUCACCGCCCGCAAGGUCCCCCUGCUCAAGAAAGCACAUAUACAGGCCCGUUGUCACGAUCGUUGAUGAACGGGACGGACCAAGGCGCAGCGGGAUAUGCGUACAUGUUUAUUAAAUAUUAAACACAACGACAAAAUAACAAACAAAACUAAACGUGAAGUCCAAGGCAGCACAACACAACAUACCUUAACACGGAACAAGAUCCCACAACCCACUAGUGCCAAUAGGCUGCCUAAGUAUUCUUCCCAAUCAGAGACAACGAGCGAAAGCUACCUCUGAUUGGUAACCACACAGGCCAACAUAGAUCUAGACAAUCUAGAUCUAAACCUAGAAAAUACAACAUAGAAAAUACACACAGAAAAUACACACCCUGACUCAACAAAUACCAGUCUCCAGAGUCAGGGCGUGACAGUACCCCCCCCCCCAAAGGUGCGGACUCCGACCUUACAACAUAAACAUAACAGGGUAGGGGCCGGGUGGGCAUUCCGCCUCGGAGACGGAUCCGACUCAGGGCGUGACGACCACUUACUCUCCGCAUCCCUGUUGCGCCCCUGGUCUGGUCUGGACCUCGGCGCGCUGCUUCCCCUCUCCUUCCUCCCACGAAGUACCAAGCCGUGUCUGGACCCUGGUGUGGGAGACCCCGAACCUGGAGAGGGGCUGACGUCUGGGUCUGGACUGGAGCCGCUGACCGGCGCUGGACCAGGCACCGGUGGAGCGGACUGCACAGGCUCCGGACUGGAGCCGCUGACCGGAGCUGGACUGGACACCGGUGGAGCGGACUGCUCUGGCUCCGGAGUGGAGCCGCUGACCGGAUCUGGACUGGACCCCGGUGGAACGGACUGCUCUGGCUCCGGAGUGGAGCAGCUGACCGGAGCUGGAUCAGGCACCGGUGGAGCGGACUGCUCUGGCUCCGGAGUGGAGCCGCUGACCGGAGCAGGACUGGACCCCGGUGAAGCGGAUUGCUCUGGCUCCGGAGUGGAGCAGCUGACCACUGACAGGAACGGGCCGGACCAGACUGGCGACGCGCACCACUGACUUGGUGCGAGGGGCAGGAACAGGCCGGGCCGGGCUGGCGACGCGCACCACUGGCUUGGUGCGAGGGACAGGAACAGGCCGGACUGGGCUGGCGACGCGCACCACUGGCUUGGUGCGAGGAACAGGAACAGGCCGGACCGGGCUGGCGACGCGCACCACUGGCUUGGUGCGAGGGACAGGAACAGGCCGGACUGGGCUGGCGACGCGCACCACUGGCUUGGUGCGAGGAACAGGAACAGGCCGGACUGGGCUGGCGACGCGCACCACUGACUUGGUGCGAGGGGCAGGAACAGGCCAGGCCGGGCUGGCGACGCGCACCACUGGCUUGGUGCGAGGGACAGGAACAGGCCGGACUGGGCUGGCGACGCGCACCACUGGCUUGGUGCGAGGAACAGGAACAGGCCGGACUGGGCUGGCGACGCGCACCACUGGCUUGGUGCGAGGGGCAGGAACGGGUCGGGCCGUACUGGGAACACGCACCACUGGCUUAGUGCGGAAAGCAGGAACGGGCCGGACCGGACUGGCGACAUGCACCACUUCCUUCUGCUGCCUAACCAGCUCCUCUCGCCGUGCCUCUACACUUUCCUUCUCCCUUAUAGCCUCCUGUAGCGCCUUCCUCUGACCGAAUAACUCCUGCUCCCUCUGAACCAAUAGCCCCCGUAACCUGGUGGCCUCCUCUCCUAAGCUGCAGAUCCGCCCUUUAACGGCCUCCUGCUGCCUCGUCGCACACACCGUGUGCCCCCCCCCCCCCAACAUUUUCUUGGGGUUGCCUCUCUGGUCUCCGUCGUCAGCACUGUUGGUGCCGUUUCUCCUCUCCUACCUGGGCAUCCUCCUUCAUCGCCUUCCGGUAGUGGACGGCCUCCUCCUCCGUAAUUCUCCCCCAACCGAGGAGGACAUCUACUAAUGUAACCUCUUGUUGAAUUCCCGGCGUUUGCUCCUGAACAUGCUGCUUGGUCCUCGUUUGGUGGGAUCUUCUGUCACGCUCGCUUACAGACGGGACGGACCAAGGUGCAGCGUGAUAUGCAUACAUGUUUAUUAGACUUGUAAACACAACGACAAAAAAAGAAACGAAACGUGAAGUCCAAGGUACACAAACACAACAUACCUUAACACGGAACAAGAUCCCACAACCCACUAGUGCCAAUAGGCUUUCUAAGUAUGGUCCCCAAUCAGAGACAACGAGUCAGGGCAUGACACCCGUCUGAAGUUUGCCAAUGAACAUCUGAAUGAUUCAGAGGAGAACUGGGUGAAAGUGUUGUGGUCAGAUUAGACCAAAAUGGAGCUCUUUGGCAUCAACUCAACUCGCCGUGUUUGGAGGAGGAGGAAUGCUGCCUAUGACCCCAAGAACACCAUCACCACCGUCAAACAUGGAGGUGUAAACAUUAUGCUUUGGGGGUGUUUUCUGCUAAGGGGACAGGACAACUUCACCGCAUCAAAGGGACGAUGGACAGGGCCAUGUACCGUCAAAUCUUGGGUGAGAACCUCCUUCCCUCAGCCAGGGCAUUGAAAAUGGGUCGUGGAUGGGUAUUCCGGCAUGACAAUGACCCAAAACACACGGCCAAGGCAACAAAGGAGUGGCUCAAGAAGAAGCACAUUAAGGUCCUGGAGUGGCCUAGCCAGUCUCCAGACCUUAAUCACAUAGAAAAUCUGUGGAGGGAGCUGAAGGUUCGAGUUGCCAAAUGUCAGCCUCGAAACCUUAAUGACUUGGAGAAGAUCUGCAAAGAGGAGUGGAACAAAAUCCCUCCUGAGAUGUGUGCAAACCUGGUGGCCAACUACAAGAAACGUCUGACCUCUGUGAUUUCCAACAAGGGUUUUGCCACCAAGUACUAACUCAUGUUUUGCAGAGGGGUCAAAUACUUAUUUCCCUCAUUAAAACGCAAAUCAAUUUAUAACAUUUAUGACAUGCGUUUUUCUGGAUUUCUUUGUUGUUAUUCUGUCUUUCACCGUUCAAAUAAACCUACCAUUAAAAUGAUAGACUGAUCAUGUCUUUGUCAGUGGGCAAACGUACAAAAUCAGCAGGGGAUCAAAUACUUUUUUCCCUCACUGUAUUUCUUCAAGUGUGUGUGCACACAAAACACAAAACAAAAUUAUAUUUUACAAUUCAAUUGCAUAAUAAAUAAUCAUGGCAAGUACAGCUACCACCUUGUCACAUCAUACAGUACAGAAAAUGCAUUUCUCCUUCUCCCCCAGGCUUUGAAAUUAAAUUGGGCAAUAUUGAAUACGCCCUUUUUUGUAUUAAUUGUUUACCACAUUUUAAUUUGUUUUGUUCUUUUUUGUUGGGGGUUACAGGUUCAUUAUCCAUUUCAAAUUAUAAGUUUAUAAAAUAUGUACCUGUAGGCUGCCACUCAAAAGAAAAAAAAUAGUAAGAAAUAGAUACAGAGUUUAAAUUAUCAUAAAUUCAGUAUAAAAAUAAAAAUAAAAUAAAAAAUAAGUGGGCCUCCAACCCCAACCUCCCAUCCCCUUCCCCCAACCCCACCCAGCCAACAUGUCUUCAUUCUACCCCCCCAUAGGGUUGCUCAUCAGUUACCCACCAAAACUGUAACUAGGCCACUCAGGAACAUUCCAUGUUGUCUUGUUAAGCAACUCCAGUGUACAGUAUAUUUGGGCUUAUGUUUAGGUUAUUGUCCUGCUGAAAGGUGAAUUAGUCUCCCAGCAGACUGAACAUAGUUUUCCUCUAGGAUUUUGCCUGAGCUUAGCUCAAUUCCGUUUAUUUUUAUGUGUGGGGUACAGAGAUGAGAAAGUCAUUGGAUUUUCCCCAAACAUAACGCUUUGUAUAUAGGACAUAAAGUUAAAUUAUUUGACACAUGUUUUGCAGUUUUACUUUAGUGCCUUAUUGCAAACAGGAUGCAUGUUUUGGAAUAUUGUAUUCUGUACAGGCUUCCUUCUUUUCACUCUGUCAUUUAAGUUAGAAUUGUGGAGUAACUACAAUGUUGUUGACCCAUCCUUAGUUUUCUCCUAUCACAGCCAUUCAACUCUGUAACUGUUUAAAAUGUCACCAUUGGCCUCAUGAUGAAAUCCCUGAGCAGUUUCCUUCCUCUCCGGCAACUGAGUUAGGAAGGACACCUGUAUCUUUGUAGUGAAUGGGUGUAUUGAUACACCAUCAAAAGUGUAAUUAAUAACUUCACCAUGGUCAAAGGGAUAUUCCAUGUCUGCUUUAUUUAUUUUUCGCCAUCGACAAAUUGGUGCCCUUCUUUGCGAGGCAUUGAAAAACCUCCCUGGUCUUUGUGGUUGAAUCUGUGUUUGAAAUUAAUUGCUCGACUGUGGGACCUUACAGAUAAUUCAAUGUGUGGGGUACAGAGAUUAGGUAGUCAUUAAAUUAUCAUGUUAAACACUAUUAUUGCACACAGAGUUAGUCCAUGCAACUGAUUAUUAUUUAAUUAUUUGUUAAGCAAAUGUGUACUCCUGAACUUAUUUAUGCUUGCCCUAACAAAGGGGUUGAAUACUUAUUGACACAAGACAUUUCAGAUUAAAAAAAAAAAACUAAUUUGUAAAGAUUUCUAAAAACAUAAUUCGACUUUAACAUUAGGGGGUAUUGUGUGAAGGCCAGUGACACAUUUCAAUUUAAUCAAUUUUAAAUUCAGGCUGCAACACAACAAAAUGUGAUCUGUGGACCAUACUUUCUUAAUGGCUAGCUCAGAAUAUGAGCUUUACAAAAGUUGUUUAUAUAUUAUAGAAAUUAGUCCUUUCGGGAGCCCAUAUAAUUUAUUUAUAAAUCCCAUCAUUGUAUGGUUCAGUAGUUGGGUUUCUCAAGGGACUCCAUAGGCCAGCAUAGCUGACCUAAGUUGUAAAUAUAUUUUGAAAAAGGAUUUGCCUGGUAAUGUGUAUGUCUUUCAAAUUUUAGAAUGUUCUCAAAACCUUACUGUCCAUGAUAUCGGCAAGGGUACAGGUGGCACAUUUGGACCAUUGGGUGGGAUGCAAAAGGCCGCCCUCCAGAUUGCGAGCCGUUAUUGUGAAAUAUUGGAGUAUGGGCAUGCCAUUUGGAUUGCCAGUUACAUGGUUGUAUCUAAGGAAGGAAAUAUAUCUAUUCCAAAAUAUUUAAAAUGCGAAGCAAUUGGGAUUCUAUAAGUAGAGGUGGAGUCCUCCAUCAGGGUCUUGAGAGGCAAUAGGGCAGAUAUGGGUAGAUUCACUUUAUAAAUUGAGGAACUGAAUUUGUCUAUGAUCUUCAAAACUUUUGGGAGGGAUUAAGAUACAUUGUCUACAUAAAGUAAGAUAUCAUCAUCAUAUAUUGAGAUGACGUGAUCCGUAGAAUUUAGAGAUAUUGGUGUAAUUUCUGUAGGUUGUUGAAUUGCCUGGGCCAGGGGCUCUAUAGACAAUAAAAAUUGCAGAGGUGAGAUCACCUUGCCUCAUACUUCUAGUUAUUCUGAAUGGAACAGAGCAGGUAUUGCCUGUUAUUACUAUGGGUGAGGGAUUGGCAUAUAGUAUUUUAAUCAUAUUAAUGAAAUUGGAGCCAAGUCCCAUAUGUUCCAAAACCGACCAAAGAUAUGAGCAUUCUAGUCUAUCAAAAGCUUUUUCUGCGUCAAGAGAUAGAACUGCCCAAUGAGCUUUGGUUUCUGAUGAAGCAUGUAAGAUAUGUAAUAGACGAUGGAGGUUAUCUGAGGAUAAUAGUUUUUUAACAAACCCGCUUUGGUCCAGAUGUAAGGAUUUGGGUAAGUAAGUUUCGAGACGGGACGACCACAUUUUAGAAAACAGUUUAAUAUCUGUGUUUAUCAAUGUUAGAGGGCGAUAGUGAGAGCACUGGGUGGCUUCCUUACCUUCAUUUAAUAAAGGUUAAAUUAGUGCUGUAUUUACAUCCCUUCCAAAAUAACCUUUGUGAAUGGAUGUGUUAAUAAUUUCAAGUAACAGUGGAUCUAAUUGGUUCCCAAUAUUAAUGUUAUCCAAUGCCCUUUUGAGUUCAUGGAGAGAAAUUUGGGGUUCCAGCAAGCCGGCUCCCUCAAUUGGGAGAAAAGGAGUUCUUAGAUCUUUUAAAAAGGCCUCGAUCUGUUAUGGUGUGGAUUUUACAAUCAGAGGUGUACAAUUCUUUAUAGAAACUGGAGCAUCUUUGGUUGAUUAAUUUGGGUUCUGAUAGUAAUUCACCUCAUUCAGAUUCAAUAGUUGCAAUAUCCACUAAUUGAUUGUUACUGUGAAGCUUGUUAGCCAGUAGACGACUAGGUCGAUUACCAUGGAAGUAAUUGUCUAACUCGAUGGAUGGCAAAUUUUGCUCUCUGUCUUAUCAAUAGAUUUAGUUCUGUCUUGACUUUGAAGAGAGUAGUCCCUACCUGGUCUGAAAAAAGUGCUUGUUGAGAACACUCUAACGUUGUUAAUAACUUUUCCAAUUCUGAUAUCUUCUUUAAUUUUGGUUUAUUCAGCCCAGAUGCAAAUGAAGUUGCAUUGUUUUUAAUAAAACCUUUAAUGGCGUCCCAUAAAAUCGGAGGAUCAUCGACUGAAUUUUUAUCAAUCAUUGUGAAUUAUUUAAAUUCAGUUUCAAAUUGUUCACAGAAAGUAGGAUUUUGUAGUAAGGAAAUAUUAAAGUGCCAUCUUGUGGCUCUUUUAGGAGAUUCUGAAAUGUGUAUCAAGCAGUAAUAAGCAUGAUGAUUAGAUAGGCUCAUACUGUAUGUCGAACUUACAUUUUCUUGAUUAAAGAAAGUAGAGGAGUAGAUAAUAGCACGAAAUCGAUUCGGGAUAAUAUUUUGUGCCUGUUUGAAUAGAAAGUGUACCCUAAAGUAUUUUGCUUUGGGUUAUGAGCUCGCCAGGCAUCAAUGAAGUUGUAAUCAGAGAGUAUUUGUUGGAGAGCCUUGGUUGCCUGUGGAUUGUAGUUGGUCUUAUUAGAUUCGUCCCGCAUGUGCAGAAUGACAUUCAUGCCUGUCCCAAUAACCAGUUGGAAUUCAGUUAAUUCUAACAAUAUGGUGUUCAGAGAAUUAAAAAAACUGAGGAUCAUAUGAAUUUGGAGCAUACACAUUAAUAAAGGCAAUUUUCUUUCCAUUAUGGAUACAUUUAAGGAAAGUGAUUCUGCCUUCUUGGUCUUUGCCUUUACCAAGGAUGGUGAUUUUGAGUUUCUUAUGUAUUGUUAUGAUUACACCCUUAGUUUUGUUUGGGGCUGAUGAAAAAGCAGCCAGUUUGUACAAAUGGUUCUCUAUUCUAUGUGUGUCCUUUUGGAGGAGGUGUGUUUCUUGGAGCAUUGCUAUAUCAAUAUGGUUUCUUGCUAGAAUAUCAAGACAGCUGGAAUGUUUGAUAGGAAUAUUAAGACCUUUCAAAUUCCACGAGAGAAUAGCUAGUGUUGCCUUUGGUUUUCUAAAAUCUCAUUAUUAUCUUUCAUGUUGAUAAGCCCAUGGAUGGAACAAUUCGCCACUUGACUUUAAAGCUUUGGUCCAUACAAUCAUACACCGAUAUCCGUUCCAGAGAGGACCUAUGCGGUACGCAAUGUUAAUCAGCGGCAUGGGACCCAGCUUCUCCUGCCCAAACAGUUCAUAGAAAAUAAUACGCCCUUUCUGAAAAAUAAUUCUAGCCUGUGUUUGUCAUGAGCCAGAAUACUUUUAUGAUAGUGCUAAUGUAAAUGCUGUUAGAAUGAGAGUUGGUUGGUUUUGAGUGACUGUGGUUAAACUGUGUAUUGUACUCUCCCUCAGUGGCAUGGGGGUCCUGGUACGACCAUGUGAAGGGUUACUGGGAGGAACGAGAGAAGAGGAAUAUACUCUACCUUUUCUAUGAAGACAUGAAAGAGGUAGGGGAGAGCUGCACCAAAUGUCCACACACACAUGGAUGCACGUACACACAUGGAUGCACGUGCACACUUACAGAUGCACACAACACAAAAACUUGCACAUAUACAGCACUGUCAUUUAUAAAUGUAUAGGUUUUAAAGGAUUCUCAACAGCUUCUACCCCCAAGCCAUAAGACUCCUGAACAGCUAAUCAUGGCUACCCAGAUUAUUUGCACUGACCCCCCACCCCCACCCCAUCUUUUUACGCUGCUGGUACUCUGUUAAUUAUUUAUGCUAACUCACAUAACUCUACCCACAUGUACAUAUUACCUCAACUACCUCAACUAGCCAGUGCCCCCCGCACAUUGACUCUGCACCGCUACCCUCCUGUAUAUAGCCUCCCUACUGUUAUUUUAUUUUACUUCUGCUCUUUAUUUCUCAACACUUUUUUGUUGUGGUUGUUUUAUUUUACUUCUUUAUUAAAAAAUAAAUGCAUUGUUGGUUAAGGGCUAUAAGUAAGCAUUUCACGGUAAUGUGUACACCUGUUGUAUUCGGGGCAUGUGGCAAAUUUGAUUUGAUUUGAUUUAUGUGGGAAGCCAGGGUCAGAACUCCCUUAUCUGUAGACACAUCUCUGCCACACCUCCAUUUCUAUGAUCUCCACCAGAAACGCAGACCUGGCUGGCACAUGCGUUUCUCCAUGCUUAAAUUCAAGGUCAGAAUGCGCCCGAGAGGAAAGUGAGUGAAAAAGGAAUUAUGUUCAAUUUAAGUGCAUGUAUAUCAACUCUGAAUCCCCCCUAAAAGCUUUGCAAACCUGGAUUGUGCAAUAUUUGCAGAUUAUUCUGUAACGCCAUAUUUAGAUAGUCCCAAGUAGAUGGUUUGUAGAUGUUUAAUAGAUGUUCAAUAACUGUCGACAACAUUUAAACUAACUGUCUUCUAACCCUAACCCCAACCUUAACCCUUAUCCUAACCCUAAACUUAACCCUUGCCCUAACCCUAUCCCUUACCCUAACCCUUAAGCAGUUGCUUAUCAACAGAGUUUGUUGAUAGUAUGACCAUCUGUAUAUCGUUUAUAUGGGACUAUCCAAAUAAAGUGGUCCUCUGUAGCUCAGCUGGUAGAGCACGGCGCCUGUAACGCCAAGGUAGUGGGUUCGAUCCCCGGGACCACCCAUACACAAAAAAUGUAUGCACGCAUGACUGUAAGUCGCUUUGGAUAAAAGCGUCUGCUAAAUGGCAAAUUAUUAUUUAUUAUUAAGUGUGACCGAUUAUUCUUGGCAAAAUUCUUCAAGCUCUGUCUAGUUGUUAGGGAUCAUUGCUUGGCAGCAAUUUUCAAGUCUUGCCAUAGAUUUUCAAGCAGAUUUAAGUCAAAACUACAAAUAGGCCACUCAGGAACAUUCACUGCCUACUUGAUAAGCAGCUCCAUUGUAGAUUUUGCCUUGUGUUUUGGGUUAUUGUCAGCCUGGCUGACACGACCCACGUGGUGCACAGCGAGGGAGAGCUGAGACCCACUGUGGUCUGGACAGGGACUGUUUGUUUAUGCAAUAUUCACCUAGAAAUUGAACCAAGUUUGAUUGGUUCUCUCAACAACAACAAAAAUUCCAUGGGUUUUCUAGUUAACGCCUCUUGAUGUUUGUAUUUGAAAAUACAACAGUUGUAUUUUAAGGGGGCGGAACUCAGGGGCUGUGUGUGGCUGUCCAUGUGGGUGUUUGAGUAAGAAAGACACAGAGGAGAACCAACCAGUAAAAAAGCACAGCCGCCUCAUUAUUGACACAUCAUGCCGACAACAUCAAGAAGCCUUUCCAGACUCUGAAGUACAUGAGGACUUCAAGUUUGGUGUCAGCCAGACUAGGUUAUUGUCCUACAGAAAGGUAAAUUCCUCUCCCAGUGUCUGGUGUAAAACAGACUGAAGCAGGUUUUUCUCAAAUAUUUUGCCUGUGCUUAAAUCUUGUUUCUUUUUAUCCUGAAAAACUCCCCGAUCUUUGCCCAGGUAAAGCAUACCCACAACUAGCCCAAGAUGUACUGUUAAAGGAGUGUAGGCUAAUUAAAGGACAGGUAAACUGGCUCUGGCAGCCAGCCAAAACAGCCAAAUACUCCAUCUAAACGUGAAUCGAUUCUGAAUUGUGAUACAGUUCUAGAAACAUAAGGUUCUCUACUUUCAUAGGGCCUACUGAAUUUAUUUCAAUUGACUAACUCAGUCAAAUCUUUGAAAUUGUUGCAUGUUGCGUUUAUAUUUUUGUUCAGUGUAAAUCCAUUUCAAUCCCACUUUGUAACACAACAAAAUGUGAAAAAGUCCAAGGGAGGUGAAUACUUAUUAUAGGCACUGUAUACACACCAGUGGAGGCUGGUAAGGGGAGGAUGGCUGGAAUGGAAUGUGUUUGAUACUGUUCCAUUUAUUCCGUUACAGCCAUUACAAUGAGCCCAUCUUCUGAUCAGACAGACAGACAGACACAUGCAUGCACGCACACAUGUACACACACUAAGACAACCCCCCUCAUUAUUUGUCUUCCUCACAGAAUCCUCAGCGAGAAGUGGAGCGCAUCAUGUGCUACCUGGAUCUGUCGCUCUCUGAUGAUGUCAUCAGCCGCAUUGUGGAGCUGACUUCCUUUGAGACCAUGAAGGAGAACCCGAUGACCAACUACUCCUUUAUCCCCAAACCAGUCUUUGACCAGUCCAUCUCCUCCUUCAUGAGAAAAGGUCUGCCUCCCUCUAUCUACUAUUAAUACAUAUGUGAUUUAUCUGAGUCUGUGGCAGAUUGCACACUGCAGUGGCUCCCCCUAGCUGUCUUUAUAUAUAUGAUCAACCUGAACUCAGGGGUAGACGUAACAUAGUAAACGAAAAUCUGGGACACUCAAAUUAGUAUUAUAUGUUCAGUUUGGUAUGGUAUGAAUUAAUUUGUGGUUGUCCAUCAUCCAUUUCGUAUGAUAUGUUAUGAAUUGCAAUUUGUACAAUAUGUUUUACAAAUUUGCAAUACGUAUGCUAUGUUACAAAUUUCAAUUUGUUAUGGCUAACGUUAGCUAGGUGGCUAACAUUAGGUAGGCUAGGGGUUAGGGGUUAAGGUUAGGGUUAAGUUAAAGGUUAAGGGAAGUGUUAGCUAACAUGCCAAGUAGUUGCAAAGUACCUAAAAAGUAAUAAGUGAUUGCAAAGUUGCUAAUUAGCUGAAAUGCUAAAGUUGUCUGUGAUGAGAUUAGAACACUCAACAUUUGUGUUGCUAGGCGUUCACGUUGUACGCCCACCCACCCUCCUUUUGGGUUGUUAGAGUUUUGCGUUAUAUGCCCAUCCAUCCACCACCGACCAACCACCCUCCUUUCAUUUUUGCCUUAAGUAACAUUCUGUCUUAUAUAACCAUACCAAACGUAAAAUAUCAUAUUAAUUUGAGUGUCCCGGAUUUUUGUUUACUAUGUCACGUCUAGUCCAGGGUUUCCUAAACUCGGUCCUGGGCCGCGCCAGCUUGUAGUCCUAAAACCCGGAAAUGAGCUACUUCUGGUUCGUUCAGCCAUCCUUAUAGGAAAAUUGAAUGGCGAAGGAAUACGGUUUUGGAAUAAAUGCAGAAAAUAAGGUCUGAGGUUAACACAGGCUUAGGAGAUCCUACACGUUUUGUUCUAUGAGAUUAUAGUAGUCAGUUAACAUGACCUUUAUGAAUUAUUAUGAAGCCUUUAUGUGCUUUAUCUUUUUUCUUUAAUUACAUACAUCAAAAUUCACAAAAAAGUGACAUUAGCUGAUUCAAAUUCUCAUAGAACAAAACAUAUAAGCUCUCCUAAGCCUGUUUUUACCACAGACCUUAUUUUCAGUGUUUAUCCAAAACACCAUUCAUUUUCUCCGUAGGCUUUGUCCAACUAACCAUGGCAGAGUUAGUGCCUACAAAAAGACGCCAUUACUAUUUCUCUCUAUAGUUACUCUGAGCAUGUUAUGUAUUAACUGCCUUGGACAGUUGUUUAUUAGAGUAAAUUCACUCUAUCAAUACAUUGACUAUUUCAGUAUGAUAGGGCAAAAUUGUUUUGUUACUGUCUAAUGCUAUGUAAAUGCUUGAGUUGAAUAGUACUAUAUGUACUAUUCACUGGAGUUUUUCCUUCAAUUGUCCAGUAACCUCUUCAUACACUGCAAAGGUGUGAUUUGUUAUUGGCUCCUUAUCUUUGGUGCACUAAAGGCCCAACCAGGCUGAAUUCCAGUCUGUUUAGGCUCUAAAGAUCUUAUCACUCAUAGGCUGUGAGAACUGGUUAGAAGCUGCUUUUGUUUGUAUAAUGCUUUAAGGGAGUAAAGCUAAGUACCCCUUAUCUCUAAUGUAAACUUGCCUCCCUCUUGGAGGGGUAAGCAAUUUUUUGUGUAGGUGAAGUAUAUAAAUUACUGUGUAAUUUGUAAAUGUUUAAGUUACUCUCUGGUUUCAUCUGGAGGGUAAGCUUCCCUGCAAUUGCUUGAAUAAACUCUUAUUGCUGAUAAAUGAGUUCUGCCUGAUUCCUGGACGGAGUUUUUCUCAACAAGUAUAUUGACUAUUUCAGUUUAUUUCGGUACAUUAACUAUUUCAGUGUAUUGACUAUAUCAGGAUAUUUAGUAUUUCAGUAUCUGAGUAUGUUGUACGAAUGACUAAAUCUCUUCUUGUUUUCUUUCAGGUGUAGUAGGUGAUUGGACCAACCAUUUCUCCCCUGCCCAGAAACAACUGUUUGAUGACGACUACAAAAGACAAAUGAAGGAUGCAGACAUCCCUUUCCGGACUGACAUCUAG